Fusarium redolens is the source of this 2019-nucleotide messenger RNA. RefSeq names its product FAD binding domain-containing protein. The record is from RefSeq and is a predicted model, not a curated record. Gene Ontology annotation, molecular function: FAD binding. NCBI's taxonomy places the organism in Eukaryota, Fungi, Ascomycota, Sordariomycetes, Hypocreales, Nectriaceae. The transcript has 10 exons. Bases 1 to 2019 code for a protein of 672 amino acids.
AUGAGCUCGCAGGACGUUUCCAAGGUUGACGUGCUGAUAAUCGGAGCCGGACCGUCAGGUCUCAUGCUGGCGACAUGGAUGGCUCGCAUGGGGGUCUCAACUCGUAUAGUCGAUAAGCGCUUUGACAGGGUGAACAGCGGGUAUGACCACUUACAGCAGGCCGAUGGACUGCAGAGCAGAACUUUCGAAAUUUUUGACUCUCUUGGCUUUGGCCAGGAUAUUUGGCACGAGGCUAACCACAUGCUAGAGAUUCGAUUCUGGCUUCAAAUCUUGCUAACUACAGUGAAGAACCCUGACGAGAAUCAGAAUUUGUAUCGCUCAGACAAGAUAGUCGACACAAAGCCUGGCCUUAGCCGUUUCCAACAGGCAACUCUCCAUCAAGCACGCAUCGAAGACUACCUUCUCAAGUAUAUUGAGAAGUACAGCGAUAUUAAAGUCGAAUAUGGUAUCAUGCCAGAGUCUCUCACCAUUGACCCUGAAAUGGUGGAAGACGACGACUACCCUAUUUCAGUCACCCUUCAAUCCCGACCCAAACCCACUUCAGAAUCUUCAGUUUCGAGCGAUAGCGGAGUCGCGGAUAUUCCCAACGGCCUCCAUAGAAGUAAUCUAACGGCUGAUACCACGGACGCAUUGUUACAAGACGCCCAGAAGGCUCAGGAUACUAGCACAGAGAAGAUCCUGGCCAAAUACGUGGUCGGCUGUGACGGUGCACACUCGUGGACACGGAGACAGAUUGGAUCCGUAAUGGAAGGCGAUCACACAGACUACAUUUGGGGUGUUCUCGAUAUCAUUCCCAUCACAGACUUCCCCGACAUCAGAUAUCGCUGCGCCAUCCACUCCACAUCUGGUAGUAUGAUGGUUAUUCCUCGUGAGAAUAAGUACGUCAGACUGUAUAUCCAAGUCACAGAGGCGGACGAAAACGGCAAAGCGAUCGACCGCUUCAAGAUCACUCCGGAGAACUUGGCCCAAGCAGCGAAUAAGAUUCUCCAUCCGUACAAGCUCUCCUACAAGCAUUGCCAUUGGUGGACAGCGUAUCGUAUUGGACAACGGGUGGGCUCGAAAUUCAGUGCAAACGAGCGUGUCUUCCUCGCUGGGGAUGCGGUUCACACGCAUAGCCCCAAGGCAGGUCAAGGCAUGAACAUCAGUAUGCAUGACACAUACAACCUCGGGUGGAAGCUUGCUUCUGUCGUCAAAGGAUGGACGAAUCGGUCACUCCUCAAGACAUACGACACCGAACGAAAACAGAUCGCACAGGAACUGAUAGAGUUUGAUCAGAAAUUCUCUCGACUCUUCUCAGGCCGGCCCGCCAAGGAUAUCUUGGACAAAGAGGGUAUCGAUCUCAAGACAUUCAAGGAAGUUUUUGAGAAAGGAAACCUAUUUGCCAGUGGCUGUGCCGUCGACUACGCUUCGAGUCUCAUCGUCGCCAAGCCCGGACUAGCAACGGAAAACAGAAUGCCUCCUAUCGUCGGCAAACAAGCUCUUGCUCCGAAUAUUCCCAUUGGCAUGCGGAUUCCAAGUCAUAAUGUUUUGAAUCAGUCAGACGCCAGACCUUGGCACCUUCAAGAGCUUUUGCCUAGCGAUGGUAAAUGGAGAAUCAUCGUUUUCGCCGGAGACGUCCUGGACAAAUCUCAAUUCGCCAGACUCUCAGCCCUUGCAGAGAAGUUGAGCUCACGUGAUUCGUUCAUGAAUCGACAUAUAAUCAAAGACGAUGGGGCGGUGAGCUCUUUCCUCGAAGUCUUGACGAUCCAUUCAUCUUCACGCGACGAAGUGGAGCUACUCUCUUUGCCGGACAUCUUUCAUCCGUUCUCUGAGGAAUAUGGUUGGGAUUAUAAUAAGGCCUACGUGGAUGAUGAAUCGUACCAUGAGGGACAUGGCCAGGCUUAUAAGAACUACGGCAUUGAUGCCAAGAGAGGCUGCGUAAUUGUUAUUCGGCCUGAUCAAUAUGUCAGUUGGAUUGGGGAGCUGGAAGAUAUUGAUGAUAUGAAUCGGUUCUUUGGAGGAAUAUUUCGGUCUGGUUAA